This is a messenger RNA of Haemonchus placei, 561 nucleotides long. NCBI's taxonomy places the organism in Eukaryota, Metazoa, Nematoda, Chromadorea, Rhabditida, Trichostrongylidae. The record is from the annotation of a GenBank genome assembly.
AUGAAACCUCGAUCAAACCUUCCACCUACUGUCUGUUACUAUUCUCAGGCGAAUCUCUUUCCAGAUGAUGGUCGCAAUUUUCUGAACACGCAUUUAAAGAUUGAUCCAAGGUCUCUGAUCAAGACGAGGAACGAUGGACGAAAUCUCAAUGACUACUUCCGGAAAGCAAUCGAGUACAUGGCUAUUGUCAACUACCCGUACCCUACAGGGUUCCUUAAGAAGCUUCCUGGAUAUCCAGUUCAAGCUGCCUGUGGCUACAUGAAUGACACGGGUACCUCUUUCACCGACAAGGAACUCGCGACAAUGAUGUAUAAUGCUGCAAAUAUCUACUACAACACCUCUGGUAAUCUCCAGUACAACUGCAUCAAUCCGACUGUCUGCGGUGAUCCUGGCACAGCCAAUCUGGGAGGUGCCGCUCUCGGUUGGCCCUGGCAGGAGUGCAGUGAAAUCGUCAUUGAUAUGUGCGCUCGAGGAGGAAAAAGCGACUUUUUCUGGGACGAAUGUAAUGGAAAUUCCACAGCUCUACUCAUAGCUACUUGCGUCUCACAGUUCCAAAAGUAA